AUGACAUAUCCAACAAAGGCCAUUGCACCAGUGCUUUUAGAAGAUUAUCGGAAAGUACAGACGGAGUUUCGAGGAGACACGAAUUUUUUCACUUCAGCCAAUAUCAAAGCAUGCAUGAAGAAGGUAAUAGCGGUGGAUCUCCAUGAGACCGUGCAAGUCGACAGCGAACUUUCUAUUCGUGCCUUUUAUGCUGGUCAUGUGCUUGGCGCAGCCAUGUUUGAAAUCCGUGUUGGUCAUCAAAGCAUACUGUACACAGGUGAUUAUAAUAUGACACCUGAUCGGCAUUUGGGCGCAGCUCGAGUGCUGCCUGGUCUUCGACCCGACUGCCUCAUUUCUGAAUCCACCUAUGCCACAACAAUCCGUGAUUCGAAGCGAGCACGUGAAAGAGAUUUCCUGAGGAAGGUUCACGAUCGAGUAAUGGCGGGAGGGAAGGUUCUGAUUCCGGUUUUCGCGUUGGGUAGAGCUCAAGAGCUGUGUAUUCUCCUCGAGUCGUACUGGGAACGAAUGGAUUUGAAAAUACCGAUAUAUUUCUCUCAAGGAUUAGCAGAACGAGCAAAUCAGUAUUACCGAUUGUUCAUCAACUGGACAAAUGAGAAGAUUAAGCGUACGUUUGUCGAAAGGAACAUGUUCGAUUUCAAACAUAUCAAGCCUCUUGAUAAGGGGUAUGAGGAAAUGCCUGGCGCCAUGGUGUUAUUUUCAACCCCAGGAAUGUUACACGGUGGCCAGUCGUUGAAAGUUUUCCGGAAAUGGUGCCAUGAUCCGAGAAACAUGAUCAUUAUGCCUGGUUACUGUGUUGCUGGAACUGUUGGCGCGAAAGUAAUAAGUGGUAUGAAGAAGAUUGAAAUUGAAGGUAAAAUGCAUGAUAUCAAUCUGGCUGUUGAGUACAUGUCGUUCAGCGCUCACGCCGAUGCCAAAGGAAUCAUGCAGGUU
Molecule: messenger RNA, 930 nt
Organism: Ostertagia ostertagi
Lineage: Eukaryota; Metazoa; Nematoda; Chromadorea; Rhabditida; Trichostrongylidae
Source: the annotation of a GenBank genome assembly